Diaporthe amygdali is the source of this 942-nucleotide messenger RNA. RefSeq lists its product as uncharacterized. The transcript is spliced from 2 exons. The record is from RefSeq and is a predicted model, not a curated record. NCBI's taxonomy places the organism in Eukaryota, Fungi, Ascomycota, Sordariomycetes, Diaporthales, Diaporthaceae. Gene Ontology annotation, molecular function: oxidoreductase activity. Bases 1 to 942 code for a protein of 313 amino acids.
AUGGCCUCCAAACCCGGGGGUCUGACCUUGACGUCCACGGUGGACCUGCUCGCCCCGGGCGUGAGCAUGCCCCGUCUCGGCUUCGGCAUCUACCGGGUCCAGCCCUCCGAGACGGUCGACGUGGUGCUCGCCGCGCUGGAAGCCGGGUACCGCCACAUCGACUCGGCGCAGCUGUACAACAACGAGGCCGAGCUCGGGCAGGCCAUCCGCAAGUCCGGUGUCGCUAGAAAGGAAGUCUUCCUGACCACCAAGAUCCGCUACCCGGGCUUGAACAAGGCCAAGACGUGGAAGAAGGUCGUGGACAGCGUCAGGAAGGUCUCUGGGGCUGAGGUGUCUACCGGGAAGAAGAGGAAACGCGUCGAUGACGAGGAAGUUGCUGAGAAGAAGGAAGACGCUGGCGAGGAGUACGUCGACUUGUUCCUGGUGCACACGCCGUACGGAGGACCCAAUGCCAAGAAGGAACGGAAGGAGAUGUGGCUUGCACUGGAGAGGGCGUUCGAGGAAGGGAAGGCCAAGGCGAUUGGCGUCAGCAAUUAUAAGGUUGAGCAUUUGGAGGAGAUGCGGGAGUAUGCUAAGGUGUGGCCGCCGCACGUCAACCAGAUCCAGCUGAACCCCUGGACGCAACAGCGCGAGGUCGACGCCUACUGCCAGAAACACGGCAUCGUAGUCCAGGCAUUCAGCCCCCUUGCCCGCGGCGACCGGUGGGAUGAGCCAAUCGUACUUGAGGUUGCGGAUAAGUACGGGAAGUCGCCGGCGCAGGUGUUGAUACGCUAUGCGCUGCAGAAGGGGUGGGUACCCCUGCCGAAGAGCGAGAAACCGGCCAGGAUGAAGGCGAAUGCUGAGGUGUUUGAUUUUGAGAUUGAUGGUGAGGUUAUGGAGAGGCUCGAUGGGCUUGAUGGGAAGAAAAUGGGUUAUUUUGAGGACGGGCGCUUGGAGAAAUAG